UAAAACCGCCAUUAACAUUAUUUUUAUAUCCAGAGAGACACUUCAUCAUCGGAGGAAUCAUUAAGAUAAUUCACCGUAAAUCUUUAUCGGUAUAUCAUGCAGUGUAUGUUUAGGUUUAUUUGAGGAUUUUAUUGUCGUUCUUAUGUUGGUCGGCGGGGUCUUUGUGGGCGCGGCUGCCGCAGAUGUUAUUGACAAAAAAAUCAAAGAUCAUACAAUGAAAUACUUAAAUAUCAUUACUGAUCGUCUUUAUUAACUAAACAACACCUACGUCAGCAUGAAAAAGACCACUUUACUCGUCUGCAUUUCUUUAUUUAUCAACGGUGUUGCGGCAGAACAAAUGGAGUCAGUAUCAGUGAUGGGGGGAGAUACUGUCACACUACACACUGAUCUUACUGAACUACAGAGACAAGAUGUGAUUGAGUGGAGGACCGGAGUAAAACAAGAACUUGUAGCUAAAAUUAACAGAGAAGCCAACACAAGCCAAAUAUUUAAUGACAUUGAUGGGAGAUUCAGAGACAGAUUGAGGCUGAAUAAUCAGAAUGGAGAUCUUACCAUCACAAACAUCACAACUCAACUAAUUGGACUUUAUUUUCUAGAGAUCACUAGACAAAAGUCUAUAACAAAAACAUUCAAUGUUAGUGGUGUGUUUGGUGUUACAGAUGAAAUGAAGUCGGUGUCGGUAAAGGAGGGAGAUUCUCUCACACUACACAUUGAUCUUAGUGACAGACAGAAAUAUGAUGUGAUAGUGUGGCAGUUUCAACAUGGAAACUCCCCUUUAGCUGAACUCAACAGAAAGGUUCCUAUCUUCCAAACAUAUGAUGAUGUUCAUGAUGGGAUAUUCAGAGACAAACUAAAGCUGGAUUUUCAGACUGGAUCUCUUACCAUCACAAACAUCAGAACUAAUCAUGCUGGACUUUAUGAAGUAGAUUUCAGCAGCGGUACACACACCAUACAUCAGUCAUUCACAGUUACUGUCAAUGAUGAAGUGAAGUCGAAGUCAGUGAUAGAGGGAAGUGCUGUCACUCUUCACACAGAUCUUACCAAAAUACAGAAAGGUGAUAACAUAGAUUGGAGAUUUGGACCUCAAGAGACUCUCAUUGCUAAAAUCAAUAAAGACACAAAUGAGACAUCAACACAUGAUGAUGUUCUUGAUGGGAGAUUCAGAGACAGACUGCAGGUAAAUGAUCAGACUGGAGAUCUCACCAUCACAAACAUCAGAACUGAUAAUUUUGGACUUUAUGAACUGAAGAUGAGCAGUAGAAGACGAUCCAUUCAGAGGAAAUAUAAUGUUAAUGUCAGUGCACAUGGUCUUCCUCCUGGUGCUGUAGCAGGAAUAUUAUGUGUUCUCAUCUUCCUCCUGCUCGUUGCCGUUGCUGGAGUGUUUUACUAUCGCUAUAGGAUCACCAAAGCAAAUAAAUUAGUGGUGAAGGAGGGAGAUUCUGUCAUACUACACACUGAUCUUACUCCCCUAGAGGAAAAUCACGUGAUACAAUGGACGUUUGGACCUCAAAAUACACUAAUAGCUCAAAUCACGAGUUCUAGCAGGAGAAUAUCUGAUGAUGAGAGAUUCAGAGGCAGACUGGCACUGAGAGAUCAGUCUGGAUCACUCAUCAUCAAUGACGCCAGAACUACAGACACUGGACUUUAUAAACUUAAAAUCACAAGGGGCAGAAUACCGUCAUACAAGAGAUUCAAGCUGACUGUCACAGAGUCAGGGAUAGACCAGCCUUUGUUGAAUGAAGAUGGUGUUUCUGGGACCAGAGAGGCUUCUGUGUGUACACAAACACGCCUGUAAAUGUUCUGGGAUCGCUCCUGUAAAGAGGACCUACUGUAGGAACAUUGCCGUAACAUUCACGGAAAACAUUCUGUGUGAACAAGACGCAGAUACAAUGCUGUUAGGGGCAUGCCAUAGUGAGGAAACAUGUGUCAUCCCAACCAGAAGUUAAGCUUUUUGACUGGGGAUUUAAACGCAGAUCAACAUUCAUGACGAGAAGCGUCUGCAAACUGGACUGAAGCAGAGAUCAGGGAGCCCAUCACUAUCAGACGAGAUCAUUUACCAGUAUGACAGAAAAGCGCAUUACCUAUGAUCUUAUAAUAAACUAAUAUGCACGCGCGUGGUAUAUCAACAGAGAAAUCACGGAAAAACUUCAGACACUGUGGAAUAAAUUACCAAGUGCAGAACUUUAAACACGUAACGUAUCUUUACGGGAUCUUUACGGUAUGUGUCUGAAUGCACGGACAGAUCCUGGAAAAUCAUUGUCACUGUGAAUGAACCAAAAAUCUAACUUUCUCAGAGAAAUCCCGGAUGCAUUUUCCAUGUUUUUUUUGUAAACUCUUGAAGAUAUUAGAUUCUUGAAGAUAUGUUGCUCCAAAAAAGUGAUUGUGACAAUUAUGUUUGUGGUGCACAUUUUCAACACUGCCAGUAUAAAACACAAUGUGUAAAAGCAAGUAUGCAUUCCUUUUAAGUACUACAGCAUUUAUAGUAUGCAAAAGAGGAUAAAAUGGUCAGCAUUAUUAGUGAUAAAACGGUGUGUGAUUUAUGUGCAGUAAGAAUGAACCUUCAGGUUGCAAGGCAAAACUUAGCAAUGACUGCCCCAAAUUGUGUAGUACUGUUAUAUACAGGCUCUAUAUUUUAUUACACAAUACGCUAGAAGUCAUCUGUACUGUCCCGCACCUAGAUCAAGUUUAAUGUGAAGGGAUUUUACUGAUGAAAUACUUUUUCCCUUUUGGCAAGUUCAUAAUGGGUUUAGUGUGAAUUUUAGUUGUAAAUAUUAGAAUAACAAUGUUUUAGAUAAGAAGAAAGAUUUUUAAAGUCUUGAGUUGUUUACUAUGCUUUUUAUUUUUUGUACUUUUAUAUUGUUGUUGUUUUUGGUCGCAUCAUUUUGUUUACAACAGAUAUAUGACCCUACUUGUGAAAACCCAGCUAAAGUCAUGUUUUGUGAUUUCUACAAAAAAACAACCUGCAUAAUGUAUAAAGAACAUUGUGAAAUAUAACUUUGAUAUCUUUAAAGGAAUAUUCCACUUAAAAAUUGAUAAUUUACUAACCCCCAUGUCAUCCAAGAUGUUUAUGUCUUACUUUGUUCAGUCGAGAAGAAAUUACGGAUUUUUUUCUCAAUUUAAUAGACUUUAUUGGAUUUCAGCAGUUUACAGUUUCAAUUCAGCUUCAAAGGGCUCUAAACGAUCCCAACAGAGACAUAAGGGUCUUAUCUAGCGAAACAAUCAUAAUUGAAACAAGAAAAAAAAUGCACUUUUAAACCCCAACUUCUUGUUUUGCACUAGCCGUCUGACAUGCUAGCACAACCUUGCAUAUUACGUAAUCACGUGGAAAGGUCACACAUGAAGUAUGCAAAACUACCACUCCGGUGUUUACAAGUGUGGAGAAAGAGGAGCAUUCAGACAUUGUUGUAUGUGUAAUGAUACUAAUUAACGUCGUUGUGUCAGUUUAUUAUUUGCAAUGGUCCCAAGUGUGCGUUUCACAUAUGUAACGCAUGAUCUGUCCACGUGAUUACGUAAUAAGUAAGGUUGCGGUGGCGCAUCACAUGGCUAGUGCAAGACAAAAAGUUUUGGUCUAAAGCAACUUUUAUAAAAAAACUUUCGAUGGUUUUGCUAGAUAAGAUCGUUAUGCCUUGGUUGGGAUCGUUUAGAUCUAGUGCAAGACGAGAAGUUGUGGUGUAAAAGUGCAUAUUUUUUAUUUUUCUUGGUGAAAAUGAUGAUCGUUUUGGUUGAUAAGACCCUUAUGUUUCGGUUGGGAUCAUUUAGAGACCUUUGAAGCUGCAUUUAAACUGUAAAUUGUUGAGGUCCACGAUGUGGAGAAAAAUCCUGGAAUGUUUUCCUCAAAAAAACUUAAUUUCUUCUGGACUGAACAAAGAAAGACAAAUAUCUUGGAUGACAUGAAGGUGAGUAAAUUAUCAAGAUUUUUUUUAUGAAAGUGAAAACUUGCUUUAAAGCAACACUAAAGAGUUUUUGCUCUUUGCUCCCCCUACAGGUUAGACGCGUAAUUGUUCAUUACCACUGUCGUAAAUACUGCAGCAUAGCUGGCUCUGAUUGGACUGUAGGUCUGCCGUAAAGCAAGUUUUUGUAGUUUUCACUUGAACUACAGGACCGCAACCCGCCGGUUGGAAACUUUAGUGCGGGUUUGGCCGAUAGAGGGCUGCAAAGCGAAUGUGAAGUGGAUGAACGACUGAAACUUUUUUGGAAACUUUAUUUUAAGGUAAAAAAAACUCUUUGGUGUUGCUUUAAUAUAUUGACUAAGAUCAUGUAAAAAUUGAAAUUAAUGUGAAAUCGGACUUUGAUGCUCCUCAUCAUUCGAUUACAAGACUAACCUGGAUUUCACGGACAGGCUCAUAUACUCAGUUUUGAAUGCAUUACCUCCUGAUUUCAAAUCCCUGGCAAGCAAUCAGUGUGAAUGGCUGUUCUGUAUGUACAUGAAAGAUUCUGAAUUCACCAUUACCAGCCAGGUAGAUCAGGUCAAGACUCACAUUUUCCAGCAGUGUAUCCGUUACGUUUUGUAAACUGUCUAUACUGUAUAAUCACGAUUAGUCUUAGUCUAUGCAAUAUAAUGAAUAGUUGUGUUCUUGCAACGUUAGUAAUAUUGUAUUUAAAAAUGCUUAAAUACACUAGUAUAUGAAUUCUCAUUAAUGAUCAGCUAUCCUUUUAAUGAAGAUCAAAAGGUUUGUUGCACAGACAUUUCAAUUUGGUGCUGCUUUUAUAUUUUUCUUUUAUAUUCGUGUAUUUAAACGUUUUGACAAGGAAAUAAUGGAUAAUUCAAGGAUUUUUUUAAACACUUUUACUUAUUGUAUUAGAAGCUGAAGUGAUGUCAGUCGUCUUUGUGAAACUUUACACAUUUAGUAUUAUUAGUCUUCCCAUUUAGCAUUGAUGAGUAUUCUUCCCCAUAAUAAAGAAAAGAAGCAUUUUUACUAUUCAGGAAUUUUUUGAGUGCUUUAAUUUAUAUCCAAAAUGCGCUGUUAAGUUUCAUGAACUUCUCUUUUGGCAUUGAAGGGUAGAAUUCACUUUACUAACUUUAAUGUCUCUAACUCUUAUUUUAUUAUUUUAUUGUAUUGAUAAUUUACAUUAAUGUAUUAGCAAUGGUUAUGAUAAUCAUAUUAUGUAUAUAGUCAUUAACUGACAUGUGAAGAGUUAACGCUCAGACUUUAGGAUACACAUAUGCUUAUGUGAUGUACUGAUCUCACUAAAAUCCUAUACUGUUAUGAAUUGCAUCAAACUAAUUUUGUCAUAGUUACGUGGUGUAUGAUGUCCUACGUUCUUAUAAAACCAUGUGACC
Paramisgurnus dabryanus is the source of this 5281-nucleotide messenger RNA. RefSeq lists its product as uncharacterized. Lineage: Eukaryota; Metazoa; Chordata; Actinopteri; Cypriniformes; Cobitidae. The record is from RefSeq and is a predicted model, not a curated record.